Messenger RNA from Neurospora hispaniola, 1111 nucleotides. RefSeq names its product Rof/RNase P-like protein. The record is from RefSeq and is a predicted model, not a curated record. Gene Ontology annotation, cellular component: ribonuclease P complex; ribonuclease MRP complex. Gene Ontology annotation, molecular function: ribonuclease P RNA binding. Gene Ontology annotation, biological process: tRNA 5'-leader removal; rRNA processing. The coding region runs from base 181 to 927 and encodes 248 amino acids. NCBI's taxonomy places the organism in Eukaryota, Fungi, Ascomycota, Sordariomycetes, Sordariales, Sordariaceae. The transcript has a single exon.
CUUCUUCCCUUAUCAACAAGUCUCGAACUUGUCCGGGCAUCGCAGAAAUUGGGGAAAUUUCCAUCAGCAUCUUGAUUGACGUUUGCGACAACCGAUUCUACCCCUCGACAUCGAUCCCAAUUCGCUCCGAACUCAAGACUCUGUAACCUGAGGAACAUCCUCCCUCCCAUCACAUACACAAUGGAAUCAACAUCACAGACCUCCUCCAAAAACCAACCCAUCGCCGCCGUUCUCCUCUCGCGCGCCCAUGACCCCGAAGAAACCAAACGCAUCCUCACCGAAAAGAUCCAACAACGCCCGCUCUUCCUUUGCCCAUCCUCCCCUCCACCCUCCGACGCCCGCGCCGCCCGCCGCCGCGAACGCGAAAAGAAGCGCCUCUCCCGCAAAAAGACUUUAAAACCCAAACCGCUCUCGGCCAACGAGCGCCGCAAGCUCGGCCUCUACGACGUCCCCCGCUCGGGGCAGAGAUACGCCUUGUUCGAGCCGCUCCACCAGCUCUGGCUGGGGUACAUCCGCGAGAUAUUGGGGAACGAGAUACACACUGGUGGCGAGGGUGCGGCGUCAAAGUUGACGAGCGCGGAUUUUCAUGGUGCUGAGGUCGAGGUGGUGAGGAGUGGGUGUGUGAGUCGGGUGGGGUUGAAGGGGAUCGUGAUUAAGGAUUCAAGGUUUACGUUUGAGGUGGUGACGAGGCGGAAUCAGAGGAAAUUGGUGCCGAAGGAGGGGACGGUGUUUAGGAUUGAGGUGCCGUUGGGAGGGGUGCCGACGGCGACGGUGGAGGAGGGACAAAGUGACGAAAAGCAGCAGCAACAACAAACAGAGGCCGAGCAACCAAAGAUGAUCUUUGAAGUACACGGCGAGCAGUUCCAGUUUCGGUCGGCGGAUCGCGCGAACAAGAAGUUCAGGUCACACUUCUCCAAGAUUCUAUGAGGCGGAGAGGAGGAUAAAGAUACGACACACGAUACGAUACUACAACCCAAAAAUCUCGACCUCUUCGUUUGUCUCGGCUGUUUUAGGGAAAUGCCGUGGAACGGGAGCGAAGGCGGUUCCCAUGGGAGCCCUGAUGCGGCCAGUGAGCGAAUGUGCUCAAGAUUCUGACUGUCGCCACGAACUC